AUGCGCUCCCCCCACAUGAACCACACCCCCACCACCUCCCUCACCUCACCACCAAACAACCACCACCUGUCGUCUCCAACAACAGCAACGACAACAACAACAACAGCAACCACCUCCCCCCGAAAUGACCCCCCCAUCCCCAUCUCGAUAACCAUCUGCGGCGACGGCGGCUGCGGCAAAUCCUCCAUCACCCUCCGCCUCGUCCGCUCGGGCCAGCCAGGCAGCUGGACAGACGACUACGACCCCACAAUCGAAGACUCGUACUCCAUCACCCGCCGCAUCGACGGCGUCACCUACCACCUCUCCCUGACCGACACGGCAGGGCAGGAAGAAUACCGGGGCAUGUGGGCCUCUUCCAACCUCUCCUCCGACGCCUUCCUCCUCGUCUACGACAUCACCAGUCUUGACUCGCUGCACGCGCUAGAGUACUUUAACGAUCUGAUUGAUAUGGAAGCGGAAACAAGAAUGGACAACGCUGCGAGGGCGAGGAAGGCGGGGGUGGUGGAUUUGGGAGGGUUGGGUGGGGAAGGGAAUAAGAUGGUGCCGCCGGUGAAGAUUGUGGCGGGGAACAAGUGCGAUUUGAAGGAGGGGAGGAGGGUGGCGGCGCAGGUUGGGCUGGAGUGGGCUAGGGGGAGGGGGUGCGGGUUUAUGGAGACUAGUGCGAGGUUGGAGGUUAACAUUGAGGAGACGUUUGAGUUGAUUGUUAGGAGGGUGGUGGAGGGGAGGAGGUUGGCCGAGAUGGAGGCGGACGAGUUACUUGGUGGUGGUGGGAGGGGGAAUGAGAUGGGGAAUAAUAAGAGGGGGAUGACGAAGCCGUUGACGCCGUUGCCGGAUCGGAGGGGGGAGGAGGAAGGGGGGGAGAAGGAGUUGGGGAGGAGGGGGGUGAAUAAUAUUGAGGGGGGGAUUGGGAGACCGGGGUUUUGGAAGAGGUUGAGGUGUUGGUGA
Messenger RNA from Podospora pseudopauciseta, 945 nucleotides. RefSeq lists its product as uncharacterized. Lineage: Eukaryota; Fungi; Ascomycota; Sordariomycetes; Sordariales; Podosporaceae. Bases 1 to 945 code for a protein of 314 amino acids. The record is from RefSeq and is a predicted model, not a curated record. Gene Ontology annotation, molecular function: GTP binding; GTPase activity; GDP binding. Gene Ontology annotation, cellular component: plasma membrane. The transcript has a single exon. Gene Ontology annotation, biological process: Ras protein signal transduction.